Acanthaster planci (crown-of-thorns starfish) is the source of this 8253-nucleotide messenger RNA. RefSeq lists its product as uncharacterized. Gene Ontology annotation, molecular function: nuclear receptor activity; protein dimerization activity; transcription cis-regulatory region binding. Gene Ontology annotation, biological process: xenobiotic metabolic process; regulation of transcription by RNA polymerase II; response to xenobiotic stimulus. The record is from RefSeq and is a predicted model, not a curated record. Lineage: Eukaryota; Metazoa; Echinodermata; Asteroidea; Valvatida; Acanthasteridae. Gene Ontology annotation, cellular component: nucleus; aryl hydrocarbon receptor complex.
UGUCCGGUGUAUCUACCCACCUCCAUGGUAUCUUGCUUGAAAAUUUCUAGUGACUUUUAGGCCUGAGUUUUUCUCAUAACAAGACAUCUUGGAUAUCUAAGACCGACAUGAACAGCAGCAGUGUAACAUGAGAUAGUUGAGUCAUCCAGCCCUUUUUGAGGGUAUGGCCAAGCAUAUGUAAAUUGACGUCGAAUAUGGGCAGUGAUUUAGUUUGGUCUCGUCGAAGUUUGUACAGUCCGCUGCGCGUGGGGCCCGAUGUUUUGGUAUCGCGCGGUGUCUACUGAUAUGGCACACGGUGUGCAGACGUUCCACAGUGCACACACCGUGUGAGAUCUUGCCGUCAAAAACCUCGCAUUUCUCCUCUCUGUGGAACUCGUAUUUGACUGGGUGGCACAACUGGAUAUACCCAGUAGGAUUUGUGGACCCCGUGGAGGUAAUCCUGAGCCUGGACGUCCGGGAAAAUACUGCAAUUUGAGGACGUUUUGCGGAUAACUUUUCCCAGUGACUAGCGUUAGGCUUGUUGGAAAGUUGACGAAGUUGUGCACCGUAGAGACCAAACGAUACACCAGUUUACGCGUGCACAUAGCAAUUGGUACAGUGAUAAAACUAACUCCGUGCAGUUUGGAUACGUAACCCACUUGCCAAGACUUUUCCCGUGAACAAGUUCUUGAAGACUGGGAUGUAUCAUGAUGUCUUUGUCCUCGCCGUAUGCGGAUUCUGUGGAUGGAAUUUCACAAAAAAUGUAUGCAGGAAAGAGGCGUCGCAGGCCGGUCAAACGGAAUCCCACGCACACUGUUGUAGAGGUGAAAUCCAAUCCUAGCAAACGCCAUCGUGACCGUCUCAAUGCCGAGCUGGACCGCUUGGCCAGCUUGCUGCCGUUCGAUGCAGACACCAUCUCCAAGUUGGAUAAAUUAUCCAUUCUGAGGCUGAGCGUGAGCUACUUAAGGAGCAAGAGUUACUUCAAUGUUUCCAUUGGCAACAAGGAUUCGCCUAAUGGCGCCAUCACAGACGGCCACAAUGGUCACCAGAGAAUGCUCCCCUCUGUCGGUCAAACCAUGGAGAGUGUGGACUUUGACCAGCCAGACAGCAGCAGCAGCAGGAGCGGGCUCAACCUGGAAGGGGAGGCAGAAAUGCUGGUCCAUGCCAUGAAUGGGUUUCUGCUGGUGGUGCAGCAGGACGGACAGGUCAUGUUCGCCUCGCCUUCCAUCCAAGAAUACCUCGGCUUUCAAGAUGCGGACGUCAUGCACCAGAGCGUUUAUGAUCUCAUCCACAAGGACGACCGCAGCACCUUCCAGCAGCAGCUGAAGUAUGAGAGUUGCCAUGACUACCCAGAGGAUGUGGACAACCCAGACUCCCAGGCUGCGCUAGAGCGGAACUUCACAGCUCGGCUGCGUUGUCUUCUGGAUGAAUCAUCCGGUUUUCUGAACCUCCAGAUUACCGGUCGAUUGCGGCCCCUGUACGGCCAGCGCAUCCGUGGGGAGGACGGUGUGCCUGUGGAUGUCGACCCACCGGAGAUGGCGCUCUUUGCCAUAGUCUGCCCCAUGCAGCAGCCCUCCAUCAUGGAGAUCUACGUCCGCAACAUGAUCUUCCGAACCAAGCACCAGUUGAACUUCAAACCGAUCACCCUGGACAGCAAAGCGGAGGACAUCUUAGGCUACAAUGAAACAGAGUUCAAGUUGAUGGCUGGUUACCACUACGUGCACUAUGAGGACAUCAUCUACUGCUCAGAGAUGCACAGCUGUUUGGUGCGGAAAGGAGAGUCUGGCUUCAUUUACUUCCGUCUGCUGAGCAAAAGCUCCAAGUGGCUGUGGGUACAGGCCAAAGGUCGGGUCAUCUACAAGAGUGGCAAACCGGACUACCUUGUGUCGACACACCGGCCAAUGAGUGAUGAGGAAGGAGAGCAGCAUCUCAAUGCUCGGGGCGAGCCCUUCAAGUUUCCUUUCAGUGGCAAGGCUGAGUUAUAUGGCUGUAACCCCCCCUACCCGCCUAUACCAAUCCCAAAAGCUAUUCUUGAGGGACGAGCCAAAUUCCCAGCCGGCUUCCCACCAUUCGGCGGUGAAGGUCCUCCUCCAUUCCCUGCAGGAAGUAUGCCCCCUGGUUUUCCUCCCUUCCCCGGGGAUGGUCCCCCACCCGGUUUCCCUCCCUUUCCGGGAGAUGGACCGCCGAGGGGCUUCCCACCGCCUAAUGGUUUCCCGCCAGGCAGACCCCCGCCUGGCUUCGAGGGCGGCGUGCCCCAGAUGCCGGCCGGCGUGGAUCUCCCUGGGCUGUCCAGCCCCGCCUCACGACAGCUGGAGCGCCGACCCAAGCUGGUGGCCAGGAGGCAACUCACCAAGCCCUCCCACGGCACCCCACCUCCAAAUGUCACCGUCAACCCGGCCAGCGGAUCUUUCGACUUUAACCCAAUGUCCAGACUACCGUCCAUGGCGUCCUCGUCGGUGUCCCGGCCACCAGCGCAGGUAGCACAGUCGCACCCCACACAGGCCCAGCCAUCCCAACCGAUGACGCAGCGGGAGAUUCUGAAGCAGGAGUUGCGGAAAUUCACGCAGGCCUUCCAGAAAGUCAGCAUGAGGGAGGAGGCUAAUGCCAGGGCCAUGGCCGAAAGAGGUUCGGCAGCCAGAAACGACGUCCUGCAAACAACAGCAGUGACACAGCCCACCACCACCUCCACCGCUUUCCUCAGCAUGGCCAACACCCUGACUAACACGGCGGAUUGCCACUCAUCUGCUUAUCCACCAGUUACAAGUUCCCAUCCCCAGAGCUUCAACCCUGCAGACGCUGAUAACUCAGAACAGCUGGAUUUUGACACAGACUGGAUAGUUUUGAAGACAUCCCCUCAGUCGGUGGAUGAGGAUUUCAGUGAAAGCUGUGCCCUGGCAUUCACUGUGCCUCCUAGCAGCAGAUCAGGUGCUUCCUCAAAUCCCUAUCCCAAUCAACAGAGCAUUGCUAACACCAGUAAUCCUGUCUCUGACACUGCUUCCCCAUCCAGCUCCAAUGCGCCAAGAAGUACCACCACAACCGCCACACUCUCUCACCCUCCUGUCUCCAGUCAACAGGCUUCCCUCACCCACCCUCUCCAGACCAACCCUCUGGACUUGAUAGGCACUGACGAAGCAAUCCCCUCUUUCAGUGAUUCCCUUGCUCCCAUUACCAUUGACGAUCUCAUCCCCUCGCUUACUCCCUGUCAAAACCUUCCAACGGACUUGAGUGGUCUCUCAAACAGCAGUCUGGGAAGUGAACCCCAGACCGGCACGGUGAGGCCCAUGCAGCAGUCAGCCUUCCCCCAGGAGAGUCCCUCUCUGUCCACGUGUGCUUGGCAGCAGGUCCCUGCCCCCCACCCCAACCCCCAGGGGAUCAACUCCCCACGAGUGCCUCCCGCCCCUGCCCCCGAUCAAACCAAUGUCUUUGACUGCAGGCAGGACCCAAACACGGUGCUGGACUUCAGCAGCAUGAGCGAGGAGUCGUUGGGUCUGGACCGGCGUCAGGAGAGCAUGAGCACCACCUCUUCAUCCAGUCCAUGUAGCAGCAUCGACAACGACAGCACCCUCAGAACCAACUGGCCCACCGAGCAAAACGUCAGCAGCCCCCCUGACAUCAAGUACCCGUUAACCGACGAGCAAUUUCUGGCCUGUACAGCUUCCCUCGGCAAACAGAACAAUCUCCCUUCCAAUAUGAACGGCUUCUCUCAGCUUGGCAGUUUCACACCCACGAGCCCGUUGACCCAGCGCAACCCCAACCACCACACCCUCGCCAAACAGCAGUCGCCGCAGCAGCUUCCACAGUAUCACCAGCCCCACAACAUGAGCAGCCCGCGACAGGCCUAUGCACCCGACACCGACACCUUGAACCAGUUCAACAUGUCCCAGCAAGCGCUGAUCCAAGAGAGUCUCACAGAGCAGAACUUUGUCAAAUGUGAGCCGAUCCUCAAACCCAACCAGCAGCAACAACUUGACGGUACGUUGAUCAAUCAGCACAUACCCCAGUCUGCCUAUCCAGGAACUGUCAUCGAACCGUUAGAGAAUGGUUUCCCUGGUCAGGUGAACGGAUACGAUGCCUUUCCUGACACCAGUCAAGACCUUCUAACACCCAACGGAGACUUCAACACUGGCCUGAAUUCAAGCCCAGAGGCCUUCAUGGUGCAGCAAGAGUUUGAAAACAUGAGUGGGAACUAUCCAGACCCUUCACUGGCCUUCCAACAACAGGCACCCAACCUGCAGCAGCUGCAACAACAGCAGCGCCAGCAGCAACAACAGCAGCGACAACUGCUGCAGCGGCAACAGCAGCGACAACUGCUGCAGCGACAACAGCAGCGACAAUUGCUGCAGCGACAACAACAGCGACAAUUGCUGCAGCGACAACAACAGCGACAAUUGCUGCAGCGGCAACAACAGCAACAAUUGCUGCAGCGGCAACAGCAGUAUCAACUGUUGCAGCAACAGCAGCCGCUGAACUACGUGCCAGACUGCCUCGACGUGACAACCACCCCAGAGCAGCUGUACCUGAAAGGUGUGCCCUGAUCAAAAUAUCUUUAGGACAUUUGUUUUUUAAUCCCCUCUUUCGGAUGCAAUUAAAAAGACUGACAAACCUGAACCACUUAAAAAGUGAUAUGCAGCUCUCACCAAGCCUCUUUGUAUAUGGCCCGGAGAAUCCUUGGGACUCCUUGAGUGUUUGAAGGAUUGAGGGGUGGAUUUUUAAAUCAAACUCUCUGAACCUUGCUCAAACACUCAAGCUGGUUAAGCCUGGAGUGAGACAUUCAGUGCUAUAAAAAAUGGUUACGGACCUGUGGUUUCAGUUUAAAGAGCAGAGAGAAUGAGAAAUGAAGGAUUUGGAAUUUGAAUCAAUUUGUAAUUUUCGAAUUGUUUGUUGGAUGCUUUCUAGUGGGUGAAAGGCAUACAAAAAGUGGAGUGAGUUUUUCCCUCUUUUCCCUGACCCCUCCUGUCACUGAAACUUUAGAAUUGACUCUCUGUUUGUAAACUGGAAGAGAUCCGUUCUUGUCCUCCUAUCAUCAGCAUGGCUCCAUCAAAUACGGAACGAUCCAUGUUCUCACACCAGAGAAUGGGGCUUGCUUGUUCUAUUUGAUGAGAAAGUAUGUGAAAUUUUCUUGCAGUGGGCCCCGUCAUAAACCCAUCAAAUUCAAGAUGGAACUAAAAUCUGAUUAUAUUCAGCCCUUCAAAUAAACUGAUCACCUGCAUUGGUUUCCUAGGUUCAAUUUUACGGUGCCCUUUGCUCUUUUGGGGGGGGGGGUGUAUUAAUUCCCUUGGGGAAAAUUUCUGCCGAGGAACCUCUCUUUUAUCCGGGCAGAAAUUAGAAUGGUCAGAAAUUUAAAUUUCAUCGGGCUUGGGACAUAUUUGUUCUGUUGUUAAGACCAAAUUCUCCUGUAGGUGUUAACCGUGACAGUAUUAUACACAGAAAUAUUUUUGGUGUCCAAUAUUCGAAAAUGCGAUGAGGAAAGAAAGAAAAAAGAAAGGACAUUGUCAAAACGUACGCUUUGCGAUUUGACCAUUAUCAAGUGUUUCAAGCUUCAGCGUUAUACCAGACCAUCGCUGUUCACGGCAGCCAAAGGUUUCAUAGAUUAUUUCUGCAAAAAAGUUUGAAUGAGGCCAUCCACUGGUGACUAUGAUAAAGGCUUUAAAAAAUGCGAGAACUGUGAAGUGGAUUAUUGAAAUGAAAAUAUAAAUAUAUCAGACUUUUUUGAAAGCCCCAUCCCUUAAAGUGGACGGGCUAUAAUUUUGAUGCAUUUGUAUCAUAAAUUUAUUUUCGUGUACAAUUUAAGAAUUGUACCCCUAAAAAUAUUAUAAAUGAUGUUAGCAGCUGCACACAGAAAAAUCUGUGGGUUUUAACUACAUUGAGAAUUAAAAAGGAAAAAUUAAGUUAUGAACUAAUCUUGUUUAUAGGUCAGGAGACAUCUUAUAUUUGAACAGGAUGCAAGUUUUAAAGUGUAGGUCUUGUCUCUUCUUUUAAAACUUCUCAUUUUAUGCACUGGCUGGUAAGGGAAAAUUGUUUCUUCCAAUUUCGUGACAGCAUUGGCUCCAGAAAUUUUUAUGUGCUCCUCUUGUUUCGAUUUCUGAUAUGGAUUUUAAAAAGGUCCCCUUUUUUUGAAGUUUUAAGACGGAGUCUUUCAAAUCAAUUUUGAUUUUUUUUCCCAGACGUUGUUGCUCUAUAAGUAAUUAUGCUGGGUCUGCUUGAUUGGAUCCUAGAGGGCACACUUCAUGCGUCGCAACUUUGACCCAGACGUUGCCUCGGUGUAUUUUUAUUGCAUGUAUUAAUGGAGGUUUCAUUUUUCCCUUUAGAUAUUUUACUGUACAUACUUCCAAGUAAGUAAACAAGUUUUGAGUAUUAACAUAAAUAUGUAGAACAUUGUUGAAUGCCAUUUCCGCCCAAUCAUUGCUUACGUUGCAUGACAUGAUAAAAGUAAACGGUUCUCAAUUUAAUGUACAUAUUGAUUGUAAUUAACACAUUAAACAUGAUUAACCAAGAUUGUUUUGUUUUUUGUACAUUGUGUUUAUUAAUGGGAAAAGUUUUAAGUUACUUAAAACUGUUUCCCGAUUUAUCGGCCGAGUUAGAAUUUCAAGAAGAAGAGUUCUUGCAUGUCUCCAUGUACCUAACUACCUUGUUAUUUUCCAACAUAAUAUUGGACUAUUCAAUGAGAUUUACAGGCUACGUUUUAUCACAAGUGUAUCAAAAUAUUGCAACCCAUUUUGACGUUCAAUUUUUCUAUUAUGCAGUUUGACAACUUCAUUGUCUUUUUCAGCGAAGAUGUAAAGCAUCAGAUGUAAAAGAAGAAUCUUGAUGGGUUGAAAUAAUGGUUUCCAAUCCAAUUUUGACGGAAAAUAGGAAAGUAGUUCCGAAAGAAUUUACAGGGACAACUUAUCUGUAGAAACAAUGUGUGCGCCUUGAUUUGAAUCUCAUUAAAUUGUGUAUUUUUUUAAAUUACCUCAUAACUGGUAAAAUGGCCGACAAGUUUUGAAACAAUUCUUCCCAUUCACCCUGAAGAUCGAACUGGAAAGAUAUCUUUUUUUUUCUUUAAAAUUGCCGUUCGUUGCUCAGUCGGUUUUUUUGUUUAAAGUGUGGAUCAUAUUUGUUUGCAUUGUUGUUGUUCAUGGAUUACAAUUCAUCAUCGUUGGUGCUUUUUCGUCACACUUAAAUUUGUUUCACUCGACCAACUUCUUCUUCUUAUAUUUUUAAUUUUGUUUCGCUUGUGCCUGUUACUCUGUCCAAAAUCGCGCCAACGCUUGCAUCAAAUAUAUGCGCAUGUACUGUGACGGAAUUUUUGAUAGCUUAGUUCUCACAAUGCAUGCGUGCCCACUUCGCACGCAAAUGGAAGUUUGCGCCCUGGUCACUGGUGGAACAAAAUUCUCCCCGGAGAGAAAUUAACCCUAACACUCCGCAGUCCUCCAACAGGUGAAGGAUUGAGGAGGGUUAGGGUUAAUGAUUACCUCAGGACAGGGCGAUGGACGCAGGCAAAAUUGUUGGUGUUUACUAAUACCGUUUCAGUGUUUUCUUUAUUACGUACAAAGUCUAGUUUUCUGCGAGAUUCCUUUGUCUCCUGUGUGUUCUCAUGUUUGUGUACCAGAUACAUUUUUGUAUGUAAGCCGUUGCACUUUGCUUUCAAAAAAGAGAGGAGAAAAAGAGUGGAUUUUGAUAUCUUUAGAUUUUGUUCAGCGAUGGCAGCAUAUUUUCGUGAGGGGGGUGUAAAAGUAUGUCCACUAUAUCGACGAAUGUCAGAGAUCCACAGAGGCAGUUAAGCAUGAGCAUUUCCCUCUUUCCAGUCCUUUCCCUGCUACUGUCGUCUGCUUUUUAAUUUUCUUUCGAUUCCAUGACCGAUAAUCUCAUUGGCUGCCUUGACAAAAUCAGCGUUAGCGUGCAGCGCAUGCGUCCCUCGCGCGCAACGUCGUUGGCUCUUAAACAGCACUGUUUAACAUGCCGUGCUUCUCAUUGGUUUGUAGUUGUCGACACCAACCAAUCAACAUCGACAUUUGUAACUACGUGUGUGGUCUGCGCGCUCUCAUUUUGUUUGUAGUCACCUAGCUUUACACGCUGAAAGUUGGUUGUCACUUAUUUUAAGGUAAUAUCUGAACUCAAAUCACGGUUUUGGAGUGUAUUUGGACUUCAUUUCACAAACGCGUUGAGUAAUCUUGUCCUUACUGUACAUUUAGUUUGGAAAUUAAUGUUAUAUUGAAUGACGUCUGAAAAGAUAUUAACAAGAGUGUAUUAUAAUUGUAUUAAUAAAAAAAAUCUUGAAAUGAUUCAUUUGAA